AUGGAUGAUUUUGACAUAUAUAAUGAUGAUAACUUUGGUAAUAAUGAAAAUACAAGCCAAGAUGACAUAUACCCAGAUAUUUUGAAUUCAGAAGAAGCUGCCCUUGUUGGCGAAGAUGAUUUAUUUGGAGAUUUUAUGGAAGGUGAAAAGGGAUAUGAAGUUAAGUUGGAAAAUACUGAUGAGGACAAUAAAAAUCUUGGUAGUGAUAACACCAGUAUUAUUGCAACUGAAGGUCAAACACAAAACGGAUAUGAAGUUAAGUUGGAAAAUACUGAUGAGGACAAUAAAAAUCUUGGUAGUGAUAACACCAGUAUUAUUGCAACUGAAGGUCAAACACAAAACGUACAACGUGCCUCAUCAACUACUAGUAAUGGAAGCCAAACUAUGAUGGAUCGUAAAUCUGUUUCUAAUGCUACAAAUGCAUUAUACAUUGGCGAUUUAAAUUGGUGGACAACUGAUGAAGACCUUUGUGCUGUAGCACGUGAUGUUGGAGUUUUAUCUGAAGUUAAAGAGAUUACUUUCUAUGAACAUAAAUGUUGCUUAUAUAAAAAAUGCUUGGUAAAUUUCACAAGUUCAGCAAAUGGCAAUCCUUUCAAAACUGUUCCAAAAGAACCACAAUCAAAAGCUUCUCGUCAACAACAAUCAUCAGUGCAACAAAGAUCUACAACAUCUGGAAAUUUACCAAUCCGUCCUAUUAUGAGACCAAAUGCAGCAGCUGGUGGUGGUAAUAGUGGAGGAAUGGAUUUUCAUAAUCGUAAUUCAUCAGCAGCAUUCAGAAACGGACAAAUGGUUCCGACCCCAAGAGAUUUCUUUUCACAAAAUAUGUCACCAUAUGGUACCGGUGCUUUCGGAACAGGAGCGGCAGGAGCAGGUAGAGUUGGUUAUAUGAAUGGUUUUGGUGGACCUAAUGAUGCAUCUUUUAUGAUGGCGCGUGGUAGAAUGAUGAAUGCAGCUGCGAUGCAAAAUCAAGCAGCAGCAGCAGCUAGACAAAGAAUGAUGAGUCGUGGCAUGAUGCGUGGUGCUUAUAGUGAAGAUUUCAUGGGCGGUGGUGGUAUGAGUAAUUUUGCUACACCGACAGGACCAGCAGCAGGAUAUCCUGCACCACAUUUUAAUCCAGCAUUUUUCGAUCAAGGAUUAGGAAAUGAGGAUGUACCAGUAGCACCAAGAGGACAAAGGUAUUUCCCCUAG
This is a messenger RNA of Entrophospora sp. SA101, 1188 nucleotides long. The record is from the annotation of a GenBank genome assembly. NCBI's taxonomy places the organism in Eukaryota, Fungi, Glomeromycota, Glomeromycetes, Entrophosporales, Entrophosporaceae.